Messenger RNA from Drepanopeziza brunnea f. sp. 'multigermtubi' MB_m1, 303 nucleotides. RefSeq lists its product as uncharacterized. The record is from RefSeq and is a predicted model, not a curated record. Lineage: Eukaryota; Fungi; Ascomycota; Leotiomycetes; Helotiales; Drepanopezizaceae.
AUGGCCUUAUCGGACGAUAUUCGGGUCGAUGCAGAAGAUCAUCACGGGUCGGUGAGCGAGCAUGAUCUCGCGCAGACCCUCCAACAGAUCGCAAGAGGCGAGAAGACGGCCGAGGCACUCGAGUCGAACCUCACGAGCCUGGAGAAGAAGAUUGACGACUUGCUCGCCAGCUUCGAGGAGACGGAGCGGAAGAUGUUGCAGGAGCAGGGGCAGGGGCAAGGGCAAGGGCAGGGGCAGGAGGCGGAGGAGGCCAAGGGGAAGCAGGCUGGUACUGGAGAGGGGAAGGAUAAGGGCAAGCCUUGA